Vigna umbellata (rice bean) is the source of this 1688-nucleotide messenger RNA. Its product is annotated as putative receptor-like protein kinase At1g80640. The record is from RefSeq and is a predicted model, not a curated record. Gene Ontology annotation, molecular function: protein kinase activity; ATP binding. Gene Ontology annotation, biological process: protein phosphorylation. NCBI's taxonomy places the organism in Eukaryota, Viridiplantae, Streptophyta, Magnoliopsida, Fabales, Fabaceae.
UUGUUGAAUUGGAGUAUAUUUGGUCACUUCAAAAAGAAAUUCUCACAUAAUAAUGAGUUAAGAAAGAAGAAAAGAGAGAGACAAAGAGAGAUAUGAAAAAAGAUUCAAAAGCUGAAAGAAAAAAGAGCUAUCUUUUUGGAAAACCAAAAAGCAGUUGAAACCUUGGAGAUCAAGAAGAAAACAGAACACCCAUUACCAUUAACUUUCAAAGGUUUCACAAUUCAUUACACAAGGCACCCUUUAUGCCUGUGCCUCCAAAUAUCUCUUUCUACAUGCAUACUUACAUCAAACAAUGAAAAAGAACCUUCUUUUUGUGUUUAUUCUUCUUCUGCAUUACGUUGCUGCUGCAGACCCUCCUGCUUCCUCUCCUCAACUUCCACCUGAUCUCUCUCCAGGGGAGGGGCAGCAUCACCUGCACAAGAAAAUGCUAGUAGCUAUUGUCGUAGCCACCAUUUCACUUGCUGUACUCAUUUUCGGUUUCUUAUGUUUCUGGAUUUAUCACACUAAGUGUCCAACAAAAUCCAAAACCAAAAAGGUUCAAACUCCUGGUCCAGAUGCAGAGAGGGGGAUCACCCUUGCACCGUUUCUGAGCAGAUUCAGUUCCGUCAAAAUUGUUGGUAUGAAGGAGUCUGUGCCGAUAGUUGAUUAUAAGCAAAUAGAAAAAACGACCAAUAAUUUUGAGGAAAGUAACAUCUUGGGCGAGGGUGGUUUUGGAUGUGUUUACAAGGCUCGGUUGGAUCAUAAUCUGGAUGUUGCAGUAAAAAAACUACACUGCGAGACUCAACAUGCGGAAAGAGAAUUCGAGAAUGAGGUGAAAUUGUUAAGCAAAAUUCAGCAUCCGAAUAUAAUCUCCUUACUGGGUUGUAGCGCUGAUGGUGACACGAGGUUUAUUGUUUAUGAGUUGAUGCAAAAUGGAUCAUUGGAAGCUCAUUUACAUGGACCUACUCAUGGCUCGGCAUUGACAUGGCACAUGAGGAUGAAGAUUGCUCUUGACACAGCAAGAGGACUAGAAUAUCUGCAUGAGCACUGCUACCCUGCAGUGAUCCACAGAGACAUGAAAUCUUCCAAUAUUCUCUUAGAUGCAAACUUCAAUGCCAAGCUGUCUGAUUUUGGUCUUGCCAUAACUGAUGGGUCCCAAAGCAAGAAGAACAUUAAACUAUCGGGUACCUUAGGAUACGUAGCACCGGAGUAUCUUCUAGAUGGUAAAUUGAGUGAUAAAAGUGAUGUGUAUGCUUUUGGGGUUGUGCUAUUGGAGCUUCUAUUAGGAAGGAAGCCAGUGGAAAAACUGGCACCGACGCAAUGCCAGUCUAUUGUCACAUGGGCCAUGCCACAGCUCACAGACAGAGCCAAGCUUCCAAACAUUGUGGAUCCAGUGAUUAAGGACACAAUGGAUCAUAAACACUUGUACCAGGUUGCUGCUGUAGCUGUGCUAUGCGUGCAACCAGAGCCUAGCUAUCGCCCUCUCAUCACAGAUGUUCUUCACUCACUUAUCCCUCUUGUUCCCAUUGAGCUCGGAGGAACACUGAGAGUUUCGCAAGUGAGGCAGCAUGCCUCUCUUGCUGUGAAUUCCCGUCUUUGAUAGUACCUAUAACAGAGAGAAUGGAUGCUUCCAACACAUAUAGUUUUACCAAAUACAUCAAAUUACAGAUAGUCCACGACAAACUACAAGAACAUUAAUUUGGGAAGGG